ACGAUAUAUGUAUGUACCGGAGAAGAAAGAUUUGUGACGAGGAUUAAUUAAAUUAUACUAGAUUAGAUUCAUGGCUUAGUAUUCAAGUGGUGGAAUCUUGUUUUUAAUAUUGAUAAGAUAAUGGUCUAGCCGAUCGACCAUUUAGUUUUUCUGGUCAAUUCGAUAUUUUCCUAUGUAGUUGAACAAUUGUGUCAUAGGAUCGAUCGUUUUUCGUAAAGAUUGACUAUUAUUUUUCUUUGUAACGAUGCGAUUGUACCAUCUUGAUUCACCGCGUUUUGUUAGUGACGGUACUAAAAUCCUUAAUUACCAUAGUUGAUAUAUCAUUAUGAUUGGUAACACUUGUUAAUUUAGAAUUGCAUGGAAUCAUCAGCCCAUGUGGUCGAGGAACAUGGCCACGACCAGGACCAGCCGGCAGCCAGGCUACGAGCUUGGCCUGGAGAUGGAUGGAGCCGCCGGAGAAGGAGCCGCCUCUCCGCCGACGCCAAACUCUCCCUCGAUCAUCAUUGGCUAGCACACACCUGUGGACUGACUGGUCGCAGAGGUUUAAUUAUUACUUAAGGACAUUCAAUUCCAAAAGAACUUGCAUUGUAUAAAAAAUUGUAUAACAAAGAAUUCACCAUACAUACACAAUUCUCAUACAUAAUUGAGUAUAUGUAUGCCUGUACGUAGUAGUGUGCGUGCUCAUUACACUCUUGACACGAUUAUUGGAAUUCUCAAGUGACUGACGGUCCACCAGCUACAACGAUGCGAUCUUUUCUGAUCAUCAUCGUAGUGGUGUUUUACACUUAAAAUAGCGUACAUAUAUCUUGAAUCAUGUUGUUUCUUCUUCUUUUGUAUGUAGUGUAGGUUUGCAAAUCGGACAACGUAACCUGUCCAUCUUGUGACACAAAAUGCUGAGUCUUUCCUUUUCGCUCUCGGUUUCGUUGGGGGGAGGGGGAGUUUUGAGGAACCGAAAUAAAAUAUGCACGAAACUUGAGGGACCUAAAUGGAAAAUCUCAUCCCCAGAGCAUAUGUAAAUGUGGUAUCCUGGUAUGUACAUAUCCAACUCCACUAGCUUAGAUUCAAGAAGAAGAAGAAAAAAAGCGAAGUGGUAGCUGAUGCGGCCGGCCGGCCGGGCCGUUUUGGUUGGCCAACGUAUAUAACGUAGUAAGAGGGAAUAUUUCAUGAUGCAUGAGAGAAGACGACGUCGGCCGGCCGGCCUGAGUCAUCUGGAGUGAUCUGGUGGCCGGAUUCCAUCUCUGUUUUCUUUUUCUCCCGACCGACCCAUUUGGGCUCCUCAUUUUCCCAUAUGAUAUGAAAUGAAUUUCUUCUAUUCCUAAUGAUCUGUUUCCUUUUGGCAAACUGGUGGAUGCACUUUGCCCACAUCAACCCUUAACCAAAACUAACAACCGAUCGACGGUCCAAUAUUGCCACAUGAGGCCAGAAGCUCAGAUACGUCGCUUUUGUAUAGGUUAUAUAAUAUAUGUCAAUGAUUUGUUGGUCUCAAUUACUCGAGUUAUUGGAAGAUAUUCAAUUAUUGAGUAACACAUUUAAAUAAAAGUUGCUAAUAUGACUUGAAGUUAGCACUGAUCCGAAAUAUCAUAUGCUUAACAAGCAGUGUCGUCAGGAUUCGAGCAACUGACCUCUCGAUCAGGAAGAUUUUGAUAUAAUAUCAAUGACUCGAAUUACUGAAACUAAAGACUGAGUUGAGUUGGAUCAUUGAGAUUCAGACUACAUAUUGUCAUACCACUUUUAAUGCAUAUGUAUGCAUACAUUUUAAUCUCGGACUAAUUUUUUAAAGAAGAUGCGCUAUAUAUAUAAUCCUCCCACCUUAACAACAACAUUGAUCCGCGUCUCAAUCUAAUUCGUGGAGUUGGAGCAUAUAUAAAUGGGUUUUGCCAUGCGAUUUCGAUUUGCCAGAUUGAUUAUAGAUGUGAUGUGCCUCAGCUCAAUUUAUUCUUUGGAAUUUUGCCCAGAAAAAAAAAGGGAGGGAACCGUGAAAUGAAACAUAUGCAUUAUUAUGUUGAUGCGCGCUUACUUCUUGCUUUCUUUCUUUCUUUCACAUAUUCUCUGCACUACCACUACUACGUCUGCUGUAGCUACUAUUAUCCGAUUCCGAUCCUUAUAUGCAUACAAAGUUGAUGAGCUCAUCAACCUGAAGUUGCAGUUCCCCUGCCUGCCUAAUCCUCUCAUCAACUUUCCAACUAAAUAUUGCAUGUUUUUUUUAUUAUUAUCAAGUAUAUAUUCAACCAUCUAUGUAUGUGAAGAGUUGCAACCAUGCUUGUAAGGAACAAAAAAAAAAAAAAAAAUCAAAUCAAAGCUGAGCAUGUGAUGCAUGCCACCAUAGAUAUAGCUAGUUUGAUUCCUACUGUUGGUUACUGUAUAGUUUUGGCUUCAAACUGUUUUCUGUCAUGGAAGUGAAGCAGCGACAAUUAACAUCAUCAAUAUCCUGUCAAAAACGUACCCACACAAAAUUAUAUAUAUGCUUGCCAACCACUCAAAUCCUUGGAAAUUAGCAACACAUGAUCAUGAAAGGGCCAGCAUAUGGAACAAUGGAAUUAAAUUGACUAUGCUCUCAAUGGGAUUUGGGCAGAUCCCAUUUUUUAUCAAAGCAUCAAUCUCUGAUAGAUGGCACAUCCUGUCCAAUCAACAGAAAGAGAGACGGGAAUAAUCUCAAUAUGCCGCGAGAAUCAGUUCAUCCAUAUUACUCUCGAGUAUUGAAAAAUGUUCAAGUACGUGCCUCAUAUCAUUUCUUAUAUAUGCCUUUAUGAUUGAUAAAAGUCAACAUGCAUGAAUUUGAAGUUUGCACAGUAUCUUAUACCAUGUACAUAAUUAUAAAUCGAUCUCACUCUGUUGAAAAUUCGCUCUGUUACAAAUAUAUAUAUACCUUAUGUACGUUAAGGACUAGUUGGACCUAGUACCUAUAAAACUAUCAGGAAAAAGCCUUUCAUAUAUAUAUAUAUAUAUGAAUGCUAUUGUAACGGAACAACAAAAUCGACACUGCAAGACAAUAAAGAACACACAGAUUUUAUGUGGUUCACUAAAAUUAUAUGCGCUAACUAAUUCAUGAGCAGAAGAGAUCAAUUUCACUAUACUUGAGAAUAUACGGAUUACAACGAAACCUCGUAACUCACUUAAAGUCGCAACACCAACACCUCUUACAGUAGUAGUGUGGCAUGCUACCUGCCAUUGAACGACAGCAACUAAUCCACAGUUUCAUCUAAAGAUUGCAGAGUCAUGAGUAGUUUCGAUCAUUAUAAGUAUACCACCUAGCUUCCCACCAAUAAGUAAUCAUCGAUCAUCAAGUGCAUGGUGACAAUUUCCCAUUAAUUACUUUGCUUGAACUAUGUUUUGACUUGAUCGAUCGACAUGCCCCCGAUUCACCAGAGAACCCAUCUGACCAAUUAUGCACCAAAUCAAGAUAUUAUUGCCAAUAAUUAAUAAUAAUAAUUAAUAUAAACUAAAGUUGUGGCUAGCUCUACCCGUAUCUGUAAAUCAUGGGACUCCCCAUCAAGAUUUAUUAUUUGUUUUCUUUGUGUGGAGUAGUAUGAGUGGAUAAAAAUUUGAGGCUGUUAAUCAAAGUAAGAUUCACAUAAUUAGUUAACCUCCCAUUAGUCUCUCUCCAAACCUUCUUUUCCUCUCUCAUUGGUGUUUAAGAAUUUUUUAAAUUUUCCCACAGCAAAAUUGCUAUCCAUCUCAGCCUCAUAAUGUAACAUGCUUUAAUUAUUCUAGAUUUCCUUUGUAAUUUAGUUGGUUUUAUUUAUUAAUGGUGUACUAAAGCUACUUAAUACACUCAGAUACACGUAUGCCUAUCUAUAGCUAGACUAACUAACCCUGGUACUCUUUAACUUCAAGUUAAUUAUAUAUCUACUUGAGGUUAGCGACUUGUAAAAUUUGUAUGGUCAUGUACUCUUCACUUCAAGAUAAAAAGUAAAGAUAGAAAAAGGUGAAUCCAGAAAUACCAAGUGAAGUUUCAGAGUACGUACGUGCAUGUAUGAGUUUCAAUUUUAUAGACAUUCUCUCAAUAUGGAAGAAGGAUAAUCUAUUCGUAUAAAAGAAGAUAAAAACAAAAAUUGGAAAGUUUUGACACAUAAGGAAUGAUUUUGUGAUCUACAACUAGUCAUACCUCAUCGAUUUGCCAAGUCUUAAUAAAAUCAAAUGCAUGAUUUCAUUAUCUUAUAUGUUUCUGAUGCCUUGUUAAACCGCUUCAGCUGUUAUCUUCAUAAAAUAAAAUUUUCAUCACGUUGAACCUAUAUAUACCAAAGAUAAACAUCAUUUUGUAGUUGUAUUCAAACUUGUUACAACAAAACGAUUGGUUCACUUCACUCGCUAGCUCGUUAAUGUACUUAAAUAUCGUAUAUGUAUGGUGAUACAAAACUAUACCACUAGUAGUCUAGUACCAUGGUGGUAUCCACCUUUACAAUGAUGGUAUUAAAUUUUACCACAAUGAUAUAAUUUUGUAUCAUGUGAUGGUGAAUGUUCUCUUUAUUUGGACUGAAAAAACAACAAAAAUGAAUAAAGUUUGCCAAAAUAAUUAAGAAGAUUUUUUUAUGGGAUUCAUGAAUUAAGUAACGAUUAUCCAAAACCUAAUUUCGUGCCAGAAAUUAUGUCCUUGCUUGUUCCGCAUACAUGCAUGAUUUAGGGCAAAGUCUCAAUUAUUUGGCAACUAGGGUUUGUGGGAUCACUGCAAAUGGGGAAAACUUGCCUCACCUAUUUAACGUGCUCCGUCGAAUAAUACAGUUAUUCUAUCAAGCAAAAUACUCAAAAGGCAAAAUAUAAAGUGUAAUGCUAGAUGAGGUGUAUCUCACAAAUUUGUGUACAGACGAAAAAAAUAAUAUUUUGCUUUUAUGAGGCAAAAAUCCAAAAGAAUAAGAAAGCUGGAGGGCAGGUGUCCUUUGGAACUAAUUCAGUUUUGGGUGAUCUCCACUUUGUGUAUAUUUUUAGGCUUCUUGAUAAACCUCUACACAUGCUUUUCGAUGGAAUCCCUAUCAAAUAUACAGUGACCGUUCCCCUAGUUAAAAAAGAUCGGUAACAACAUUUGAUGGAUUGUUUUUAAUGAAUUUUAGAUCAUUCCAAAUGAAGGGGUUGGCCUCUGGCGCUAGCUAUUGGUUCGCAUAGAAUCAAACUGGCAUUUUAACGAGAUUAUAUCGAAUCGACUAUAAUAUGGUAGGAUUUUUGGUCGCAUUAAAUUUAUAAAAAUAAAAAAAUAGACCGAAAUAACAUUUGGACCGGUCCUUGGUCCUAACAUAUAUUUCAGUAUUGGAGCGCGGUUCUCAUGAGUUUGGUCCGGACCCGAACGAACCAGUGCACACCUCUAGCUACAAUACAAUUGGUAAUAUAUCCAUCACACCCUAAGUUCGGACCAUAGGACCAACAAUCCGCGAAUAAUAAUAUGAUGAUGAUGAUGAACAAUGGAAACAAUUAGGUUGGCUCUCAAAACUUAUUGGUCCAUUGAGCAUAAAUAAUCUUCUUUUCA
Molecule: messenger RNA, 5455 nt
Organism: Linum trigynum
Lineage: Eukaryota; Viridiplantae; Streptophyta; Magnoliopsida; Malpighiales; Linaceae
Source: the annotation of a GenBank genome assembly